Ornithodoros turicata is the source of this 16015-nucleotide messenger RNA. RefSeq names its product E3 ubiquitin-protein ligase UBR4-like (gene poe). The record is from RefSeq and is a predicted model, not a curated record. Gene Ontology annotation, molecular function: protein binding; zinc ion binding. The coding region runs from base 53 to 15967 and encodes 5304 amino acids. The transcript has 83 exons. Lineage: Eukaryota; Metazoa; Arthropoda; Arachnida; Ixodida; Argasidae.
UCGCUCACAGCAAAUAAAACGCGACCAGCGCAUCGAGUAGUGAGCCGGGAAAAUGGCGUCCGCAUCGUCGGGCCCAGAUUGGUUCCCGUACACAAUUUCUCUCUUGACUUCUACUCAGUGCACUCCCACAAAGUCAGACUUACAACUUCUAGUAAAGGCCGUCAUUCAAAGUGAAAAUGUACUGGCUUCUGAUGACGAAGAGUACCAGGAAUUUUGCAUCAGUUUUGCUGGCCUCAGCGCUCACAUCAUCAGUUCCAAUGCUGCUUCUUUCUCAAGAAGUCAGAUAGCAAGUACAGCACAAGCAUGCAGAAUCCUACUGCGGUUCUUCCUUCGCCUGCUGAAAACUUUCAGCAACGCCUGUCCCCUUCAGGACUUGAUAAUGGCCCUGAUUGGAAACCUUUGCAUGGCCAAUGCUGGCACACCGUCCAAAGUGGACUUGGGUGCCCUCACGAACGUGUUGAAACCAGCUAAGGUACCCCCAGGUCUGCUUCCCAAGUUGGAAGCUGCAGAGCACAAAGAAGAUGGCAAAGGGAUGAGUCACCUGCGUUUGGACCCCAGCGCGGUCAUCCUAGAGCAACUGAUGACGUCACUUCUCGAAGCUCCCCCGCAGCUGAAGCAGGAUGCUGGGGCGGAGUCCAUGGACCUGGGUGCCAACCUCAGUUCUAGCCACAUCAUAGAUCCAGGCAUGGAGGCUAAAAACUUUCUUCUGGCAAAGAACCUGUCAAGCCUACAGCAGGAGCACGGAGGAGAUGUUCUGCUGGACAUGUGCCUCGCCCUCCCUUCUCUCGUCCAGUUUACAGACAACAUGGAAGAUGUCCUAGCCAGUGGCGGUGGCAUCGUGCCAGACUGCUUGGCCAGCAGUCUUGUCCUAAGUGGAUCGAACAAGACAUUGCUGGGAGACAUAUCGUUGGUGUGCAAGGCCCUGAGCCUCCCAGUCCUCGAGCCCCUCAAUGAGUCCCGCGUGCGACGUCUGGUAACACUGGCACUGGGCUGCGUACACAUGUCAGUGGCUGUAGCGGCUGCGGCUAGCUUCUUGGGUGUCUCCGGGCAGCCCCCAAACAAAGGGGGUGUCCUCAUACCUUACAGGGAGGACGAGGGUGACGUGUCGACUGUUCGCAUUGUCGAAGCCUGUCUUGACAUUUACAACUCCAUUGCUGCUACACUCCGUUCCUCUUCGAGAGCUGGCGGUCAUGUCGUACAAAAUCUACAUCUUCUGUCAUCGUGGCUACUGCUUCGUGGCCUACAGGGUGUCCUUAAUGCAACCAGCUUUAUGGAGAGGCCCUGCAGAGAAGGUGGAAUGCCCAGGAGCCGAACCACACCUGAUCACACCCCAACAAGGGCAAGGGAUCAGUCUGCUAAUAUCAAGCAAAGUUUUGCCAAAAUACAACAGGGUUUUGGUGUUCUGCCUGUAGCGCUGGCCAAUCAUGUGCUGUCGCUACUUACCAUACUGUUUGGAGAACUGCGUGUUGAACCGGGACUGGUGCAGGCCGAAAAGGAUGACAGUGGCACUGCCGCAGCGGAACAGUGUGUGGAAUUUCUGCGUAACGUCACCUCUUCGUAUCCAGCUUCGAAGCGAAUUUCUACGUUGGUGGGGCUCAACUUGACCACAUUGCUUUUUGACCUUAUUUCGGUACUAUACAGGAAGGCUGGAAUGUUGAAACGCAUACAAAAGCAUCCUGCAGAUGGAGACAACUUCAGCACGUCGGACUCAAACACUUACUACGAAGAAGACUUCAGCACGUCCGACGACAGCAGUGCUGAUGAAGGCUCGUUGUUCUUCUCAGACGACGACAGCGAGCCCAUACUCGGCCACUGGUUUGAGGAGACGCUGGCGCCUCGGGAACAGGCACCGGCCCCGAGUGGUACGCAGCAACAGGGAGCAGACGUGAACGAGGGCGGAGCAGACGGCAAGGGAAGCUUCCGCUGUUUAUUGCCCGAAGGAAAAGCGGUGAUGAUCCCGGAGAAAGGAGAACCACAUGGGUACAUUGCACUGGCAACAAAGGUGCUAAGUUUCAUCAACGCUUACCUGGUAAAUUUUGAAAGUGCACAGCCGUAUUUCAAGUCAAGCAUUAGCAUGCCCCAAAUGGUCAUCUUGGCUGGUGUCAUCAAGGACUUAGACCGUGAAACAUGCAGGAGUGAAGCAGGCACCAUUAGCAUACUGUUCGGGGCAACACUGGGUCAGCUCUACGAGGACUUCUCCAAAGCCCUGGCUCGCUUUGUGCAUAACAUAUUAGCUACUGGUCUGCUUAACGAAACCUAUCAGGAUGGCCUGUUAACGCACCUGAACGUUAACCCCUGGAUUCAAAAAGAGUGGCCUCUGCAGAUUUACAGGCGUACCCUGUCUAUCUUAGCGCAGGUGCUUCUGUUGCGACAGCAAAAGGAGAGGGACGAGAUAAGGGGGGAGCACGAAGGGCCCUGUGUCCUGAUCUUUCGGCUCCUGCUCGGCACUAUGGAAAAGGCUAUCCUGUCGGUGCAUGCGGACGAUGUGGAAGAUCUGAAUGUGGAGCACGUGCAGUUGCUGCUGUUUCUGUUUUACAGCCUGCCCUUGAUGCAGAAGAAAGCGGUUCUUCUCAACAUAGCCAAGACCAUUGUGGCUGUGGCGCCAUCUGCGCAGGAACCCCUGAAGGACAUCCAUAUUGUGUACAUAGCAAGGAUGCUUCACAUGUUUGAGUACAUAAUAAAAAAUCUUUACGAGGCUCCUGCUGCACUGGUGGAGCAGGUACAAGUGAACCUUUUCACCGUUCAUGGCGCUGCAUCGUCAAACAACUUGGACAAUGAGAACUCGAAGCAGCAUGGCAAGCUGUUUGUUCCCUGCAAGGAGGUUGAGGAGAACUUCACAAAAAAUUUCAUGAGUGACAUGUCACAAGGCGCUCAAAUGAAGCCACGAUUUUACUACUUGAUGACCGUCGAAAGCGGCACACAGGAUGUCCCGAAGCUGGAUGGAUUUGCAUGCAGUUUUAUGUUGGCCACACCGGACACGUUAAGCUACUCGGAAUUGUAUUCAGCUGUACUAUCUCUCCUGUGGAUCGGAGCACAGUGUGAUGCCGUUGGACGGACAGUGGAAGGCGGAAAGCUGUCAUACUUGGGCACAUCGGCCGUACAGUUCUGCUUUGGGGCAGUGUGGAGGCUGUUGCUGACCCUUCCUCCAUCUGUACUAUCCAUAGAGGAAUUGGCAACAGGCAAUGCUAUGCUCGACUUGCCUCACAUUCUUCAUGCUAUUCUGUGGGUUUCCAGAAUCGGCGAUCAGAGCUUCUUUGUGUGGAUACGGGACUGCCUGGUAAAACAGGGCCUCAUCACACACAAGGCAGAGUCCCUUUUGCAUCAGGUAUCAAAAAAUGCGGGACAGCUGCUGUUUGACGUACGAAUGUUCAAGCAACUUGUGAGCAAACAGCUGGCUCAAGGCCCCGAGGACCUCUCUGGUGUCGUGGCAAAGGACAGACUUCCUCGCAUGAUGGAUUUGUUUGUCCUGGAAGCACUCAUCGCCAAAGUCCAGGUGUCACUGGAUGAAUGUCUGCUCAAACCAUCUAACGAAAAUCCAAGCAGGGAAGUGAAAGACCUAUCCCGGGAAAUUUUUCCCAUCUUACUCCAGCUUGUACGACUCUACAGCACACUUAUUCACUGGAGCAUCCUUCACCAGGCAUCAGAACUGUGCUCGACUCCUUGGUCACCCACGACGCUGAAGGCUCUUGACACUGUACUGCGCAUGACGUCCAGACGCAGUGCGCAGGUGACAGUGACGGCCACUACCGUCGUGUCUCUCUUGCCACCACAGCUGGAAUCCAUACUUGAUGCGUGGACGGCAAUCACUGUGAACGUCUGCUCUUGGAGGACUGACUUUGCCAAUGACAACCUGCCUUCUGAGAGCUUCAUUGCCUCAGUGCAAUCAUCACACUUUGCGCCUUUGUCAUCAAAUACUACAUUUUCCAUCAAUCCGAGUCUCAAAAGAAUCCUGCAGUGCAUCGUCCGCUUUGCACGUGACGUCUUCCUGUGGUCUUCUGAAGAGAAAUUUGCCACAGACCUGGUCAGUACCAUGCUGCCACUGCUGCUGGAUGCCACGACAGAGUCGUUGGCUGACUUCGUGACGCUGGCACUUGAAGGUAGCAUUGGCUCUCCAGACACUGAUGAAUUUUCGCAGCACAUAUAUGAAGAGAUGUUGAAGCAUGCGUAUGACCUGCUUAUAGGCUACUCCAAACAGGAGAGCGGGAUAGACGAAAACAUGCUACUGGAAUGCCUGAAGUUCAUGGAAGGUCUCCUCGACAAACAGCCGGGCAAAAAGGCCCUGGAAAAAUUCUUUGCGGAGAGAGAUAUCUGGGACCUCUUGCUGUCUGCUGUGCAUGGAAACCUGAGCCCGGCGUACGGGACACGAGUCCUUAAAUUCUUCAGCAAGCUCUUCAUGCAAAUUGAAAAAAAUCCUGGAGAUGCCAUCCUGGAGAAACUCAACGUGAGUUUGAGCAAAAUGUCCAAGCUGAAAGAGUUGGAUACAGAAGCCCUAGAAGGCUGGCUUACCAAGGUGGUCGUUGGAAAGGGACAGCAGAACGAUGAGGCUGGCAACAUACAGGAAAACAGGCUGCUGCUACAAAAUCUUACCUCCUAUAUUGUAAAAGACAACAGCGAGCUGUCAACUGAAGUUGCUCAAGCUUUCAUGAAAGCUCUCAUUGCACUGGGUUCACGCAUCCCCUGGGAGUCCGAUGGGCUGGACUUCUGGGACAUGAUGGGUGUCAUGGCAACGUUAGCUGCUGCUGGAUCUGGAAAGGGACACCUGCAGCUGUUUGUGGCUGCAACAGAGUGGCUUGAGAAAAGCAUUGGCUGCAUUGCCAUAAAGGAUGUCCUCGAAAAGCUUGAAGAAAAUGCUGUUGAAGGAAAGCAUCAGGCACUCAUGGAAUCGACGUGUCACCUGCUGUCAUACAUUGCCGACGUCGUUGGAGCUCUGAAACUACUGGCAGAUCGUUCAACAAGCCAGGGCAGAAGUGGCGCUGUGAGUCCCCCAUGCGACGGUGACCUCCAGCAUCCCGAAGCCGACUCGGAUUGGGCAGACGAGAUGGGUCCCGAUGAUGAAGAAUCCGGAGGGGAAGACUCGGAUGAAGACUCGCUGUGCAACAAGCUUUGCACUUUUACCAUGACCCAGAAGGAGUUCAUGAACCAGCACUGGUAUCACUGCCACACAUGUCGUAUGGUGGAUGGUGUAGGUGUGUGCACCAUCUGUGCCAAGGUGUGCCACAAGGAUCAUGAUGUGACGUAUGCCAAGUUUGGCUCCUUCUUCUGUGACUGUGGUGCUAAGGAUGAUGGAACCUGUCAGGCACUGGUGAAAAGAAACCCCCAGUCAUCGUCUGAAGGGGUGGCUGCUGCAUCCAAUGCAGCCUUCUCUCUUCCAACGGAGAACGUGCUUCCCAGCUCCCUCCGUAGGAGGGCUUCUUCUCCAGUUCAGGGUACCGGGGCCGCCUUCCCCGAUGCACGCGCCACGCAGUCGGCGACUAUCGUGCCGAUGGACUUUAAGAGGGUCUCGGAGGAGAACCUGAAGAACAGGCAACAGCUCUCAAAAAAGCUAGAGGCAUUCAGUGAGAAUCUCAUCUCUCUCACGACUUCCAGCAACCUUGCCAACAGUGUGCUGAGUAUGGUGCAGUCACUGAUGCCGGCAAUAAUCCAGACCUGCAAUCGCAAUUCUCCCAUUGGAAGUUCUGCAAGGGCGCAAAAGGCCCUGUCCGACCUUCACAGUCUGGACAAGACCUUUGACCAUGUGGACCAGCUCAUGGUACCAACUCUGGGCUCCCAGGAAGGCGCCUUUGAAAACGUGCGGAUGAAUUACUCUGGGGAACAAGGUCAGACAAUCAGACAGCUACUCAGCGCGCACAUGAUUAGACGAGUGGCGAUGUGUUGUCUUGCAUCAACACAUGGGAAGAGACAGCAUCUUGCUGUUAGCCACGAGAAGGGAAAGAUCACACUUCUUCAGCUCUCUGCGUUACUGAAGCAGGCAGACUCAAGCAAGCGGAAACUUACAAUUACGAGGUUGGCGUCAGCCCCGGUGCCGUUUACUGUGCUGUCCAUUGCUGGAAAUCCGUGCAAUGAAGACUACCUUGCAGUAUGUGGGCUUAGGGACUGUCACAUACUCACGUUCAGCAGCAGCGGCUCUGUGUCUGAACACUUGGUGCUGCACCCUCAGUUGGAGACCGGUAACUACAUUAUCAAGGCAAUAUGGCUUCCGGGAUCUCAGACAGAGUUAGCAGUGGUGACUGCAGACUUUGUAAAGAUAUACGACCUCUCUGUGGAUGCCCUAAGUGCUCAAUUCUACUUUCUGUUGCCAACGGGACGAGUGCGAGACUGCUGCUUUGUCUUCUCGGAAGAUGGGCAACGUCACCUGCUUCUCAUGUCGUCUGCUGGCCAUGUGUACUUCCAGCCCCUUGAGGAAGAGAGUUCUGCGAAGCAUGGCCCCUUCUAUGUCACCAGUAUACUUGAUGUUCGCCAUCCUGAUAUCAAGGACUCCGUAGGCACAGUAGCUGGUGGAGGUGUCUCCAUCUACUACUCACAUGUGCUGCAGCUCCUCUUCUUCAGUUAUGCCAACGGAAAGAGCUUCAUGGCAUCCCUGCCACAGAUGACCUCCGAACUGCAUGACCCAGUGCUAAUUCAAGUAAAGGCCGCAACCGCCGCAGCCAAUACCACACCAGCGUCGUCCACAACAGCUGCUGCAGCGGCCACCAGCAAUGGCAACUCGAAUGCAACCAAUGCUGGUGCAUCUACCAGCGCAACCUCAUCCGCCGGUGGUAGCGGAGGAUCCAGCAAGCCAACACCACAGCCGUUGUGCCAGUGGUCAGAGGUGCCAAACCAUCCAGGAUUGGUCCUUGCACUGAUGCAGUUUUCCAACAACCCACUAGUCCUCAUGGUUAAACCUGGUUCUGUCAUGAUUCAGGAAAUCAAGCUCCUAACAGCCAAAUCGAAAAUCACUGACCUGGUAGCAAUUCGCCAUCCGACAUCUAGUGGAGAAAUGAGGACUACAAUGAUCCUGCUUUGUGAGGAUGGCAGUCUGCGCAUCUACAUGGCAAGUCCCGACCAGACGGGCUACUGGUUGAGGCCCGCAUUCCAGCCGACUGUACCCGGCAGUGCAUCCAGCGCACCCUCUCAGGCGAGACCCCCACGGAAGAAAAAGGCUGCACGAGUCCGAGGGUCCGUGACGACUGCCACAAGUGUUUCCUUUCCUGUGGACUUCUUUGAACACUGUUCUCUACAGCAAGAUGUAGAGUUUGGGGGCAACGACCUGCUGCAGAUUUACAAUACACAGCAGGUGAAGCACCGUCUAAACACCAAUGGAAUGUAUGUGGCCUGCACAAAACCAGGUGGCAUGACUCUGGAGGUGACCAACCCGGAUUCGUCUAUGGUGAUGGUUGGCAUUCGGGUCCUGGUUGGCUCACAGGAUGUUCAGAGAGCACCGUCCACCAUCGAAGUAUUUGGCCGCUCCCAGCAGGUGGCUGUCACACGUUCACGCUGGUACGAUGUCGCAUUCACACGUGAGGAGUCGCUGGGAGCCGACAAGAAGCUCAGCAUCUUUUUUGGACCAAGUGCGGAUCCUUCAUACAUCACCAUGGUGGACUCCGUAAAAGUGUAUUGUAAGACGAAGGAAGCUUUCGGAUGGCCGGAAGAAAACGAGGAGUUCCAAGGUGGAGUUGGCCCCAUCGUGCCUCCCGGAGGUGCCAUUCCCAUGGGAGUCGAUCCCGAUGGAAUGCCAUCAACUCCCCUACCACUCACUCCACUGGACAGGCUGUUGAACAGCUGUCUUGAGAUGCUGGAAGGCUGCGUAUCCGUGAAUGCUUUCAGCGAACAAAACGCCCUACCCGUACGAACAGCAGCACUCGAGACUGCGACCCAACUCCUCACUCUCCCAACCCCAUCUGUGGUGCACCAGAAUGUUAAAGCUCUCUUGUCUGCUCUUCACCUUUCACGGGCAGCUUACAGCAAUCACAGGGACCAGGCCUUACUUACUUACGUGAUGGAAAGCCUGAAUAAUGUCUCGGAAGGAAAACCGUUUGGUGACAUGGAUGGAGAAUCGUACUACCGCUUGGUGGCCAUCACUCGGGGCAUUGCGUCUGCUCGCCCGAGCAACCUGGUCCAGUUUGCCGAAUCUCAAGAUCCCUCUCUCCCAGCCGAGGGAACUGAAACAUCUGGCAAAGAAGAGAUACUCGAAGAACGUGGACUUCCACACAAAGUCACCAUAGCAACCAACACCGGAAACCCAGACGAGAGCCACCUCAUGAGCCGUCUCUCGGAGGCAUUCUGGCACCUGCAUGCUUUGCGACCCAAAAAUCCUGCCCUGGCCCCCGUAUCAAGACACGGCCUAGUCCACGUUGAAGCUACGGUGCAGGCAGUGGUAGAAGUGAUCUAUGCGUUCACAGCGGUGGACCUUGACAGCAUAGGGCUAGCAGCUCAGCUGUAUGCACGCUUGUUGCUCUGUGAGGACACGACAGUGAGCUUCGCUGCAAAGCAGGCCCUGAUAAGGGUCCUGCGGCCAAAGACGCGUCGCAGGAAGGUCUUCAUCCCAUCCCCGCCGCACUGCAGCACUCCAGGUGAAGCACCCCAGGAAAACCAAGAUCAAAAGCCCUCCAUUGCUUCAACAUCAGCCUCGACUACAUUAACCCUUGGCCAACAGACACCAGUAGCUCCGCCUGCAUCUGCUGCCGGUAGUUCUUCAUCCGCAGUGGGUGUUGUUCAGCGGCAGAGUUCAUCCGAGUCCCAGCAGGAUGUAGACGCCCACUUUGAAGUGCUGGAGGGAGUUGAUCCAGUGAUGCUACUGGCUCAUGGUGCUUCAGGAGGAGUGGGGGGAGCAUUUCCCCCCCUCUUGGACAUCCCUCCUGAUGCAGAUGAUGAGACCAUGGUGGAGCUCGCUAUAGCAUUAAGUUUGCAGGACCAUCCAGGGCAGGCUGAAGACCUGAAUCUUCAGGGUCUAGCCAUGGCAGCCCAAGGAGGGCCUCAGAGGGCUUCCUCGCUUGAGGGGGGCCACUAUUCGGAUACCACAGCUUCCGCUGGUGCCAGCGACGAUGAAGGAAGCACAGCUGCUACAGAUGGUUCCACUUUACGCACCUCCCCCGCGGAGCAGGGUGGCAGUGCAGCUGGUUCAGAGAGCGGAGGCAGCGGAGCAGAUUCAAUGACUGGAGAACCCAAUGCAAGCGGUCGCAGCAGCGCCUAUGGGGAUAAUGCGACGGAAGGUCCUUUGGGGGGUCCUGGUGGAGGGGCCCGCUCUGAGACCAGCUCCGUGGGGCUGCCUUCAGCCUCGAUGCUCAUGUUGCCUCCUGAUGGCACUGAUUUGGACGGAGAUGCUGCCUCAGGACUGCGUCUUCACACCCUGAGACUGGCCCUGCUGGAACGGCUCCUCACGUUUCUGCCAGAGCUUAGGGGAGUGGGUGGUGUGAGAGCUGUGCCCUUCAUGCAGGUGGUCCUAAUGCUGAGCUCCGACCUCGAUGGAGAAGAUGAGCGCGACCGUUCUGCGCUGGACGAACUCUUGUCUGCCCUCAUCGGGGAACUGGAAAGAGAUGCAUCCCACGUUGUGGAGAGAACUCUGCGUUCGGAAGAGCAGCUCAUCGUGAUGCGACUCCUGAGCAUCCUCAUGUCACGCAUUAAGGGCUGCGGAGGAAAGGGUGGGGAAAUUCCUCCGUCUGCUCACUGCAGUGCCGCCACUGCUGCGGCCCUACACGCAAACGGAGUAGUCGAGCACUGCCUGCAGCUUCUUCGACUUUUGCUUGAUCACUGGAAGGGAGUGCAGAACGGGAAUGCCGAUGCCGAAGCUUCCGGAGCACAAACUAGCGGCCCGCCCUUGUUGAAGCCGCAUCCCGUGUCUCCUCCGCCGGAUAUGUCUCCCUUCUUCCUCAGGCAGUAUGUGAAGGGGCACGCCAGUGACGUCUUUGAGGCAUAUCCGCAACUGCUGACAGAGAUGGCUCUACGGCUGCCCUAUCAGAUGAAGAAAGUCGCUGCUGCCGUGCCAGCGGCAUGCCCAUCCCCCACCUUUGGCCAGCCUUGGAACUCGUGCCUUUGCGAGUACAUGAUGGUGCAACAGACUCCUUUCAUUCGACGGCAGGUCCGUAAGCUCCUGCUGUUCCUGUGUGGUUCGAAGGAAAAGUACCGUCAGCUGCGAGACUUCCAUGCCCUGGAGACACAUCUAGCCGGAGCGCGAGAAGUUUGCAAUGGCGUGCAGAAUCCAUCUAGCCUUCCUUAUGACUCCCUCGUGGUUGUGGUAGAGCAUCUCAAGGCCUGCACAGAGAUUGCUACGUCUCGAACAGGCAACUGGCAGCGAUUCUGCCUUCAAGAUGAAACCAUCCUGCCCUUCCUCUUCCAGGUGAGCUUCCUCCUGGAUGAAGGCGUCGCUUCAACCAUCCUGCAACUUCUUCAGUGCGCCCUCUGUGGCUCUGCAGCAUUGUCUGCAACAGCAACUGCUCAGCCUAGUGGCAAGUCCCAUCCACCAGCCACCAGCUCUCCAGCGAAGCAUAGACGUGAACGAGAAACUUCCGAAGAGCCUAAUGAACCUGACGAGGCUCAGUGCUCUGCACUGGCCCAGCAGGUCAAUCGGUCCCUAAACAAGACCCUACUGACUCAGUUCAUCAAAGCCUUUUUACUCGAAUCAAACUCUACUUCCGUGCGCUGGCAGGCGCACUCUCUCCUCUACCACCUCCAUCGUCACUCACAGCCAGACUGCCAAGAAGCCGUCCUCGACCUGCUAUGGCAGCUGUGGAGCCAGGUCCCAUGCCAUGGUCGCAAGGCCUCGCAGUUUGUCGACCUCCUUGGCUACCUGACCCUACGAGCUCCUCAGCCAGAAAAAGAGUUUGCCGAACUGGCCCUUUCGGUCCUGCGUCAGCAGGACAAAGUCCUCGCGCAGCAUCCAAACGCCAGUCUCUACAGUGCCCUGCGUGGCCUCGUUGAACUGGAUGGCUAUUUUCUCGAAAGUGAGCCCUGUCUUGUCUGCAACAACCCUGAGGUUCCUUACGCAAACAUAAAGCUGUCGGCGAUCAAAGUCGAUUCCCGUUUUACGACGUCGACCCAGAUAGUGAAGUUAGUCGGAUCGCACACUGUAUCGCGUAUCGUCCUCCGCAUUGGUGAUCUCAAGCGCAGCAAGAUGGUGCGCACCAUCAACAUCUACUACAACAACCGGGCCGUUCAGUCGGUCGUUGAGUUGAAGAACCGACCUGCACUGUGGCACCGGGCCAAACGCUGCUCCCUCUCCGCGGGCCAGACGGAGCUCAAGAUGGAGUUUCCGCUGCCGAUUGUGGCGUGCAACCUGAUGAUAGAGUAUGCGGAUUUCUAUGAAAACGUGCAGGCAUCGUCGGAGACGCUGCAGUGCCCGAGGUGCAGCGCCUCAGUGCCCGCAAACCCUGGGGUGUGUUCGAACUGCGGCGAGAACGUUUUCCAGUGCCACAAGUGCAGGGCCAUCAACUAUGACGAGAAGGACCCUUUCCUGUGCAACUCGUGCGGGUUUUGCAAGUACGCAAAGUUCGAUUACACGCUGACUGCGAAGCCCUGCUGUGCAGUCGACCCCAUAGAAGGGGAGGAGGACAGGAAGAAAGCUGUGGCAGCCAUCAACGCACUCCUCGAGAAAGCGGACAAGGUGUAUAAGCAGCUCGUGGCAAACAAGCCAGCAUUGGAGUUGCUGCUGUUGAAGGUUCAGGAGCAAGGGCUCGUGGACAAGGCGUUGGAGGAAGAAGCAGCCGCUACGGGUGGAGCAACGACGGCAACGGGGGCAUCGACGACGGCUUCGAGCACGGUGAACCGGUCCAUUCAGCAACUGGCUCAGAAAUAUUGCUCAGACUGCAAGUCGUCAUUUGAUGAGCUGAGCAAGAUUGUACAGAAGGUACUGGCCUCACGAAAAGAGCUGGUUGAGUAUGAACGGAAACAGCGGGAUGCCAGAAAGCAACAUCAGAGCCAAAGUGGAGCCCUCGGAACAAAGAGCGAACCCGGGACUUCCGCCCUGGGAAUGGCCUCUGCUUCGAAGCAGUCUUCUGGUAAAUGCUACGGCUGUGCCAGUGCCGCUGUGGAACACUGCAUCACCCUGCUGCGUGCACUCGCCACAAAUGCUCCGUACAGACGGUUGCUGUGUGGAGAAGGCCUGAUUGGUGAGCUGGUAGAACAUAACCUUCGCCAAGGCUGGGCACAAGUCGGCCACUUGUUGUGCCUCUUGACCCGAGACAAUCCGGCAGCCACCGACGACCUCCACUCCCUCCUCAUGGAUCGCAUAUCCCUGGCUCUCUUGCGCAGCACGGGAGGAGCUGGGGCAUCAUUUUUGCAGCAGGAAACACUGGGCACGUUACCCGAUGGGACACACGCCAUUGGUGGCAGUCCCGACCUGCCUGCUGCUGUUCGACAUGAAGUGGCCCUCAUGGCACUGUCGCUGCAGAAGGAAGACUCCUGCUGGGAGCAGAGGCUGAGGUACGUGAUGAAGCUCUUCCUGCUGGGUGUGAGCUCGCAUAGCCCAGUUGUCAUGGAGUGCAUCACGUUGCCCUGCCUGAAGAUCCUACAGUCUGUGAUAAAACCGGAACCGCCAUCAACUAAACGCAACAAGGACAAGAGUGUAGAGAACUUGGCUACAGUUCGUUCCUCUGGUAUGUCAGUGAGCGUCGACCUCCAGGGGUGGCUCGAAGGCGACCCACGCCAGUCGUUUACCGCCUGGAAACAGCGCUGUCCUCGUCGUCCUGCGGACACUUUGUCCUUGGGAGGUGGCCGCAGGAUGCGAAGGGAAGACAUCAGAUCUCGUUACCUGGCGGAGAAAUAUGCGCAGCGCUGGCGGCAGAGAACGCUGUUUAGACAAGGCCCUCCUCUGCGCCUUCUCCCCGAUCCCAGCUGGUUGAGACGCGUCCUCUUCAAUCCGUCCUGUAGGCAAGCACGCAUGGUGGCCUGCUCGCUACUUGAAGCACUAUGUCAGGUGCCGUCACGUUGCAAAGAAGUCCUUGACAUGCUGACCGUGUAUCUGGAUGACUUGGGUGCUGCCGGGGAGAAUGGCGCAAAGUUCCUUGCCCUCUACCAGUCCCUUAUCGCCCCCGACCACUGGAAGCACUACCUGGCCAUUCGGGGCCUCCUGCCUCACCUGGGCGAGCUCAUCACUACCGAGAUUCAACAGCUCACUCAAUUAGAAGAAACUACCCUGAAUGCUGACCUCUCGCAGGGAUUUGCAUUGAAGAUGCUUACAGAGUUGUUGGCCUCGUUUGUUGAAGUGGAUGCGAUACGCCAGCAUUACAAGUCCCGACUGGUGGGCUGCGUACUCAACGGCUACCUCUCGCUCCGCAAGCUUGUGGUGCAAAGGACUAAAUUGAUUGAUGAAACGCAGGAUAAACUGUUGGAGCUUUUAGAAGAGAUGACUACAGGUACUGAAUCUGAGACUGAGUCCUUCAUGGCUGUUUGUGUGGAAACUGUAAAGAAAUACGGCUUGGAGGACUACAGGACGCCGGUGUUCAUUUUCGAACGUCUCUGCUCGCUUAUCUAUCCGGAAGAGAAUGACACAGGAGAGUUCUUUGUUACCCUUGAGAAGGAUCCGCAGCAGGAAGAUUUCCUUCAGGGCCGUAUGCUGGGCAAUCCGUACAGCUCUACUGAGCCUGGGAUGGGGCCUCUGAUGCGAGACAUCAAGAACAAAAUCUGCCAGGACUGUGAGCUUGUAGCACUUCUUGAAGAUGACAACGGAAUGGAACUUCUAGUGUGCAACAAGAUUAUUAGUCUGGACCUGCCUGUCAAGGACGUCUACCGCAAGGUUUGGUGUGUGGAGAACAGCGAGACUGAAGCCAUGCGUGUGGUGUACCGCAUGCGUGGUCUGCUGGGAGAUGCCACGGAAGAAUUCAUAGAGUCGCUGGACACCAAAGAGAACCAAGAAGUGAACGAGGAAGAAGUUUAUCGUCUGGCCAACGUAAUGGGCGUCUGUGGAGGAUUGCAGGUGAUGUUGCAACGGCUCGCCUCAGUCGAUGACCUCACUCGUGGACGACCGCUCCUUACGGUGCUACUCAAGCUGUUUGGCUUCUGUGUGAAGGUGAAGAGCAAUAGGGUGAAGCUGCUUGAUCCCUCCCUGGAGGCAGUGCCAACACUUUUGGCAGCACUGCGCCUCACUCUCGACACAGACGAUCCUUCAUUGGCGGAGCAGCUGUUGUCCACCCUUGAGGUGGUGUUAGCUGAAGGAGCAGCCUGCACUCCUCCUGCAGUGCCUUCAGGUGUAACCCAGGGUGACAUCACAUUCCUCUUGGCCCAAGUUGGCUCACCAUUGGUGAAAGGAUCAUCUCGCCUGCUGCAGCUUCUAAUGAGGGUCGUUCCAUUCCUCACCCUCAAUGAUGAGGACAAAAUGGAAGUACUCAUUGGGCACUUCAAGCAACAGCUCAACUUUGGUCGCUUUGAUCUUGAGCACACUGCAGAUGACGACAUACAAUUGGAGUGCUUCUGCAAUCUCAGUGCCGGCAUCGAGCGCAAUGACAAUGGCAAUCGACUCAAGGAGCUGAUGGUAGCACAAGGGAUUGUGCAGGACGCCGUUCAGUAUCUGCUGAUUCAUGCUCCUCCAGCAAAAAGCUCCUUGCUGGGCACUGCUGAAAACUGGAAGGAGUUCACGUCCAAGCCAGCUCUUAAAUACGUCUUGCGCAUUUUAACCGGACUGAGCAGGGGCCAUGAGACCACACAGAUUCUAGUCAGUGCUGAGUGCAUUCCCAUCAUCCACAGACUGGAACAAGUAUCCAGUGACGAACACGUGGGUUCCUUGGCUGAGAACCUGAUGGAAGCCUUGAAGGAGCAUCCCGACGUGGCACAAAAGAUUGAAGAGGUACGGAAGCAGACGCGAGAUGAGAAGAAGAGACUGGCGAUGGCCAUGCGUCAGAAACAGCUCGGCCAGCUUGGCAUGCGUACCAAUGAAAAGGGCCAGGUGACUGCAAAGAGUUCGAUACUGAAACAAAUGGAGGACCUGGGUGAAGAAGCAGGACCCAUCUGUAUAAUCUGCAGGGAGGGCUACAAGUUCCAGCCAAACAAGGUCCUCGGCAUCUACACCUUUACCAAGCGCUGUAACGUCGACGACUAUGAGGCCAAACCGCGCAAGACACCCGGCUACUCAACGGUUACCCACUUCAACAUUGUUCAUGUUGAUUGCCAUAUGGCAGCUGUGAGGCACGCCCGUGGACGGGACGAAUGGGAAAGUGCAGCCCUACAAAAUGCGAACACCAAGUGUAACGGCCUCCUUCCCCUAUGGGGGCCCCAGGUGCCAGAGUCUGCUUUUGCCAGCUGUUUAGCAAGGCACAACACAUACAUUCAGGACUGUACUGGACACUUGGAUGUCGGCUAUGCCUCAACGCUGCACGAUCUCAAGCUUCUAUUGGGAAGGUUUGCGCAGGAGAAGUCGUUCAGCGAGGACAGCGGAGGUGGGGGACCCCAGAGCAACAUGCACCUCAUUCCUUAUCUGCUACACAUGGUCCUGUAUGUCAUCAACACGACGAGGUGUGUUGCGAGAGAAGAGAAAAACCUUUCUAAUUUUCUGGAGAUGUCACCCGAACGGCAGGUUGAGAACUGUUUUGAGAGUGAAGGUCCUUGCUACUGGACGACGAUGGCUCUCGCUGUAUGGUCUCCAGCAAAGUGGGUGCUUCGGCGAACAGCACUUCUACAGCGAAUGAUUGUGCUGGCUCAAGCUCGGCACUUAUGCAUCCAAGGAUCUUCAACAUCCACACUGGCUGACAUAGAAAUGAAAGAUUUUUCGGUCUACAAGCCAUAUCUCCUGUUCCUUUCUAUGGUCGACGGCCUCUAUAAUAUAAUGUUCAAGAGGGUAUCCUGCAUCAGUGACGAGUCCUGGCCCACAGCUUUGGCUGAGUACAUCCGCCACAAUGAUCAGCCAAUGUUGGAGCUGGGAGACAAGUUGCUGAGGCACUUUGAAGAACAACUUCUACCCUGUCAGUCAUUUGCAGAGUACUGUGAUGUCAUGGGCCUGUUGUCGGAAAUCCCUGAUCCUGAUGCCUUCAUGCAGGAAGCUCUCCGCAAGAGGGCUUGCACAUAACAUAUUUACAUUAGAGUCUGUUUAAUAAAGUUUCUCGGUUUGGGAAUA